Nipponia nippon (crested ibis) is the source of this 2448-nucleotide messenger RNA. NCBI's taxonomy places the organism in Eukaryota, Metazoa, Chordata, Aves, Pelecaniformes, Threskiornithidae. The record is from RefSeq and is a predicted model, not a curated record.
AUGAAGAACAAGCAAGAGGAGCUAGAUGCCUUGGCCCAGUCCCAGAGAUAUGACAUCACAGGCAUAAGUGAAACCUGGUGGGAUGAGUCCCGUGACUGGUGUGCCACGAUGGAUGGUUACAGGCUCUUCAGGAGGGACAGGCAGGGCAGGCGAGGCGGCGGGGUGGCACUGUAUGUAGUGGAGGGGCUGGAAUGCAUGGAGCUAGCAGCUGGCGAUGGCACAGUGGAGAGCCUCUGGGUAAGGAUUAAGGGACAGACAAAUAAAGCUGAUGUCGUUGUGGGAGCCUACUAUAGGCCACCCAGCCUGGAUGACGACACGGAUGAGUUAUUCUUCAGGGAACUAAGGGAUGCUUCCAAGUCAUCUGCCCUUGUCCUUAUAGGGGACUUCAACUUGCCAGAUGUCAACUGGGAAUACCACACAGCUGGUACAAGCAGGUCCAGAAGAUUCUUAAACCAUCUGGAUGAUAACUUCUGGGUACAAGUACUAAGCGAACUGACCAGGAAAGGUGCCUUCCUCAAUUUGCUGCUUACUAACAGAGAGGGUCUCGUGGGUGAAGUGGCUGCCUUGGCCACAGCGACCAUGAAGCAGUCAAGUUUAAAAUCUACGUGGGACUGUCAGCAGGCUGAUAUAAAAUAUUUAUCUGGAUGGAAACAGUGGAAAAGAACGAGCAGUAAAUCAUUGAAAAAAGUCCUCAAUGAAGUCAAGGAGUUGUCAUCUUACCUGGAGCUUUGGCGACAUGAUAUUCACACCAUAGAAGGGAAAUUUGGUACUGGCAUUCAGUCCUACUUCUCCUUCCUGCUGCUGAAUUUUAUAAUUUUUAUCCUGAUGUUCAGUUUUGUUACCCUUCCCAGCAUCAUUUCUAAAUACGGACUAUUCAACAGCAGCUUUGCUAAAAUUCCUCCAGAGAACAUAGCGCCUCACUGCACAGUUUAUAAACAUAGUGAUAAUAUGGGACUUGUUUACUUCUAUACUUACCUCAAAGAUUUGCUUAGUGGCACUGGAUUCCUUGAAGUGACAAGUUUGUUUUAUGGCUAUUACACAAUAGAUGCUGCGUGGCUCAGUGUCCUGAGGUACAACUUGCCACUAGCGUAUCUGCUGGCUACAUUUGCCUACCUUGCGUUAAGUCUCCUCUGGAUAAUAAAAAGGUCUGUGGAAGGAUUUAAGCAGAACUUAGUGCAUGAUGAAGAUCAAUUUCAGAGUUACUGUAACAAAGUCUUUGCAGGCUGGGACUUCUGCAUUACAGAUCCACAUGCAGCACGGCUAAAACAUCGCAGCUUGCAAUAUGAGCUCCAAACAGACUUGGAGGAAGAAAGACUGAAGCGAAAAAUAGCUGACAGGACAAUGAAAGAAAAGCUAAGAAUCUACUCUCUGAGAAUAUUUAUAAAUAUAAUUGUCAUUGCAGUUUUAUCAGGAUGUUUCUACUCUAUUUAUAAAGCAACUGUCUUCUCUCAAGAAAACUCCAAUGGCAUCAGCGAUACGAACUUCCAGGCUAAUCUCUUAGUGCAGUAUUUGCCUUCCAUUGUGAUCACAUUGGCCAACUUCAUUGCUCCUCAGAUCUUCUCAUUUCUGAUCAGAUUUGAAGAUUAUUCACCAGCCUUUGAAAUCAGGCUGACACUCAUGAGGUGUGUCUUUGUGCGGUUGGCCAAUAUCGGUGUUCUCUUGUUCUCACUGUGGAGUCAGAUCUCCCACUGUGACACUGACAAGUGUAAGGCCUGUGGAUACAAUUACGAACUCUAUCCUUGCUGGGAAUCUGAAGUUGGGCAAGAAAUGUAUAAACUGAUGAUAUUUGAUUUUAUUAUAAUUCUUGCUGUGACCCUCUUUAUAGAUUUUCCUCGAAUGUUGUUAGUUACUCAUUGCUCUUGCAAGCCAGUUCAGUGGUGUGGAUUGCAGGAAUUUGGAAUUUCUGACAAUGUCCUGGAGAUCAUUUACGGGCAGACUAUCUGCUGGAUUGGAACCUUCUUUUCACCACUUCUCCCUGCAAUAGCAACUAUAAAAUACUUCAUCAUCUUUUACAUUAAAAAGAUCAGUUUGAUGCACACACGUAAACCUGCAGCUAGGCCUAUCAGAGCAUCAAGUUCCAAUUUUUUCUUCUUGGUGGUGCUGUUGAUUGGGCUCCUGUUGGCUUUUAUUCCUUUGGGAAUCAGCAUAGCACAUAUCCCUUCCUCCAAGGCAUGUGGGCCAUUCAGGAGUUUUAACACUUCAUGGGGAGUUGUUCCAGAUACAAUACUUGAGUUUCCAACAGGUCUGCAGCAGGUCCUUCAUGGCAUAGCAUCAGAAGCCUUUGCAGUGCCUUUUUUUAUGGUCAUCUGCCUCAUUAUGUUCUAUUUUAUUGCCUUGGCUGGAGCACACAAACGAGUGGUUGAGCAGCUGAGGGAACAACUGGUUAUGGAGAGCCGUGACAAGCUGUUCCUAAUCAGAAAGAUAACAGAAGCUCAGAGGCAUCCUUGA